CACAAUUUGACAUUGACAUUUAUUGCUUUGCCUUAGCAGGUUGUGUUUUCUAAAAUUGCACUGAAAUUACGAAAUAAUUUACGUUUGCUACGAUUUUUAUGUGCUAACGUUGCAAUUUGUUAGACAGGAAUUACAAGAGAAUGGCUUUCUCAAUGUUACUACGCAGACCAGUCUGCUCAGGUCCUGUCCUGAUGCAGCAAGCAAUGAAGCUGGCAACAAAGCCUGCCAUGAGGCCUGCAUCCCAGAACACCCUCCAGUCAUUGAAGAGCACCUUGUUGAAGACUGAAACUACACCUAUCUUGAACUCUGUCCGCUCCUUCCGCACAUCAGCCAUCAGAUUUGCGGAGGGCAAGUCGCAGGACCACUCCAAGCUGUGGGUGAUAGAGAGGGUGACGUCAGCUGCUCUCAUCCCAUUGAUGCCGCUUGCAUUAAUCGCGCCCAGCAAGAUACUUGAUUCUGCACUCGCCAUCAUCAUGGUUGCCCAUAGCUUCUGGGGCCUCGAAGCGAUCGCAGUGGACUAUGUCCGCGCGAGCAUCUUUGGACCUGUUAUCCCCAAGAUCGCCAUCGGCCUGGUCUACCUUAUCUCCAUAGCGACCCUCGGAGGCCUGUUCUACGUCAUCACCCACGAUAUAGGCAUCGCUAACACAGUUAGACAGUUCUGGUCCAUUAAGGCUGGACAGCAUGCGUAAGAAUUGAGUAUUCUAGAAACAAGGCUAUUUAUAGAUUGGUUUACUCCCUAUAAAAUUUAUCGCAUACCAAUACUGACGGUUCGCAAAACUCUCAGGAAUUGCCCUAGCAGCGAGCAUACAAUUUUAAUGAAUAUGGCAUUUGCCUGUGUCAAAAAUAAAUUAUUUCUCCGUGAUUAUCAAAUGGAGGGUCUUCCAAAAUACAUAAAAUCCACCUCCUUUGUGAGUUUAAAAUGUAAUAACCAUUUAAAAUUAUCGAUUAAACUUAAAAAGCACGUCAAAUCGUUGUGACGUCACAUGCCAGUAUUUCAUACAAGCUCGAGCGCGUGUUUUGAAGAUUGAUAAAAAGAUACUGAUUUGACUAGUUGUCAAACAUGGGAUUGGACCCAUUCCCCAUUUUGGAAGCCAGUUAAAAAGGCUGAUUUUUACGAUUAAAAAAGUCUGCUGAAGUGGCAAUGGGCGUGGCACAUAUUUUGAAAUACCGAUAUACUUGGGGUCCCAAGGUGGAUUGACGACAUCAAACGCCGUGGCGUGUGUAAGUCCGUAUAAAAAGAUCUAUGUCCAACAGUGGGCGUCUAUUCGUUGAUAAUGAUCAUGAUGCUAUGACGACCGAUAUUUCUUAUUAUUAGUACCGCAUGACCAAAAGGAGUAAACCAAUCUCGCGUACACUU
This is a messenger RNA of Maniola jurtina (meadow brown), 1357 nucleotides long. It is a transcript of the gene SdhD, whose product is annotated as succinate dehydrogenase [ubiquinone] cytochrome b small subunit, mitochondrial-like. Gene Ontology annotation, cellular component: mitochondrial envelope; membrane. Bases 141 to 689 code for a protein of 182 amino acids. The record is from RefSeq and is a predicted model, not a curated record. Gene Ontology annotation, molecular function: ubiquinone binding; heme binding. Gene Ontology annotation, biological process: mitochondrial electron transport, succinate to ubiquinone; tricarboxylic acid cycle. Lineage: Eukaryota; Metazoa; Arthropoda; Insecta; Lepidoptera; Nymphalidae. The transcript has 5 exons.